Messenger RNA from Lathyrus oleraceus (garden pea), 1350 nucleotides. RefSeq lists its product as uncharacterized. NCBI's taxonomy places the organism in Eukaryota, Viridiplantae, Streptophyta, Magnoliopsida, Fabales, Fabaceae. The coding region runs from base 114 to 1103 and encodes 329 amino acids. The record is from RefSeq and is a predicted model, not a curated record. The transcript has 8 exons.
GGUGUGUGGUCAAAAUUGUAUGAUCAUUGCUUUCAACGAAAUAAAAUUGCAUGAUAAUCUAAAACUAACACAUCAUUACUCCACAAUUCGUUUUUAACCAUUCACAUCUUUCAAUGUCAUCACAAAUAGUGUUACCAAGCUUCAUCCAUUUUUCUUGCCAAACCCCCCAAAACACUUUACUCUUCAAACACAAACACCGUUCUACACAAUUCUCCACUUGCAAAAUUUCUCCUUUAUCAUCCUCUUUCUCUUCCAUGGCUACCAAUUUAAAUGCUUCACAAUUGGAUUCUUCUUCUUCUCUUUCAAUUGGACAAACUGAUCUUUUAAUAGUUGGUCCUGGUGUUCUUGGUCGUUUAGUGGCCCAUCAAUGGCGUCAGGAAUAUAAGGGUUGUCAAGUUUUUGGACAAACUAUAACCACUGAUCAUCAUGAGGAGUUGAUUCAAUUGGGCAUAAGUCCCUCUUUGAAUUGGACUAAAUUUCAACACAAGUUUCCCUAUGUGAUUUUUUGUGCUCCUCCUUAUCAAUCCUCGGAUUACCACGGUGAUCUUAAGCAGGCUGCAUCAUGCUGGAACGGUGAAGGUUCCUUUCUGUAUACAUCAAGUUCUGCUCCAUAUGAUUGUAACGACAAUGGUUUAUGUGAUGAGGACACUCCGGUUGUGCCGAUUGGGAGGAGUCUAAGGACCGAUGUCCUUUUAAACGCUGAAAGCAUCGUGCUCGAGUUUGGCGGUUCAGUUGUUAGACUAUCUGGACUUUAUAAAGAAGGUAAAGGUGCGCAUGCUUAUUAUUUAGAGAAGGGGAUUGUUGAAUCUCGACCCGACCACGUCUUGAAUCUCAUACAUUAUGAGGAUGCAGCUUCGCUCUCAGUUGCAAUCUUGAAGAAACAUUUUCGUGGAAAGAUUUUCUUAGGCUGUGAUAAUCAUCCUUUAUCCAGGCAAGAAUUGAUGGAUCUAGUCGAAAAAAGUGGAAAAUUUAGUAAAAAGUUCGAGAAAUUCACAGGAACCAAUGAUCCUCUUGGUAAGAGAUUAAACAACUCAAAAACGCGGCAGGAAGUAGGGUGGGAGCCCAAGUAUUCUAGCUUUGGUCAUUUUCUCGAGACCUUAUGAUCAACUUCUGAGUGUAUCUUUUGAGUUUGAAAUCAAAUCAAUAUUUUCACCAUGUUGAUAUUGUAUAUAGAACAUUAUCAUUCAUUUCUUAAAUAUGUGUUUUCUCUGCUCUUCUACUUGGAGUUACAGUUCAAAUUUACUUUUAAGGUGAACACUGAGCAUUGAUAAGUCAUAAUACUACAGAAGGACAUGUGUGAAUCAUUUUGAUUAAGCAUACUCAUGAAAUAGUAUCAUUGCAUUUUCCAUA